Messenger RNA from Lytechinus variegatus (green sea urchin), 1240 nucleotides. RefSeq names its product sodium-coupled monocarboxylate transporter 2-like. The transcript is spliced from 10 exons. NCBI's taxonomy places the organism in Eukaryota, Metazoa, Echinodermata, Echinoidea, Temnopleuroida, Toxopneustidae. Gene Ontology annotation, biological process: sodium ion transport; transmembrane transport. Gene Ontology annotation, molecular function: symporter activity. Gene Ontology annotation, cellular component: membrane. The record is from RefSeq and is a predicted model, not a curated record. The coding region runs from base 2 to 1240 and encodes 412 amino acids.
CAUGUCAGAGCCGGAUAUUAAGACGUUUUCUGGGGCGGAUUACGGAGUCCUGGGCGCCAUGCUCGCCUUAUCUCUGGGCAUAGGUUUCUACCAGGCCUGCGCUGGCGGGAAGCAGAAGACGGCUGAGGAAUUCUUGAUGGCCAAUCGUAACAUGCACCCGAUUCCUGUAGCCCUCUCCUUGGUGGCUAGUUUCAUCUCAGCUAUCACCUUUCUCGGAACACCAGCCGAAAACUAUGUUCAUGGUAUCAUGCAUAGUUGGUUCUGGUUGGCCAGUGUCUUUGCAUCCAUCAUCACGAUGCUUCUAUUCAUGCCGACGUUCUAUCGGUUAGGUAUAACGAGUUCUAAUGAGUACUUAGAGUUACGGUUCAAUCGCUUCGCUCGAUAUCUUGGGAUGGGAAUAUUCUUUCUCUACAUGAUUUUUUACCUUGGUAUUGUUCUAUACGCACCCUCCUUGGCUCUUAAUGCUGUGACAGGACUAAAUCUAUGGGGAUCGGUUUUCGCUAUCGGUAUUGUCUGUACGCUUUAUACCACAAUAGGAGGGAUGAAAGCUGUUCUUUGGACUGACGUGUUUCAGAUGACAUUGAUGGUAGUCGGGUUCAUCGCCGUCAUCAUCCAGGGCGCCCUCAGGGUUGGUGGGAUAGACAAUGCUUGGCAGAUUGCUUCAUCGGUCGACGAUAGAAUGAACAUAUGGGUUUUUAGCACUGACGUCACACAACGUCACACGGUAUGGGGGAUUUUGAUUGGCGGAACCUUCGCAUGGACCAGUAUCUUCGGCGUGAAUCAGGCUCAGGUGCAGAGGUACCUCACGUGUGGGUCCAUCGAGAAAGCAAGAAUAGCAAUAUGGAUCGCCAUGUUUGGUAUGAUCUUGGUUCAGGUGCUCCCUCACAUAGUGGGCGUGGUCAUGUAUGCUAAUUAUGCUGGCUGUGACCCCAAACUUCACGGCGCCAUAGCGAGCUAUGACCAGUUGAUGCCCUAUUUCAUCAUGGACCUGUUUGGUUCGAUGCCAGGUUUACCGGGGUUACUUACAUCGGCAGUCUUCAGUGCAGCAUUGAGUACUAUUUCAUCGGGUCUGAACGCCCUCGCAGCAGUAGCCGGCGAAGAUGUCAUCAAAGGCAUUUGGCCGAACAUGAAGGAUAGUCAGUACACGUGGAUAUCGAAAGGAUUUGCUUUGCUGUUUGGUGUGGUGACCAUUUUCUCUGCACUCCUGGCAUCUGAGAUGGGAGAAAUUCUCCAGGUAUAG